Messenger RNA from Dromaius novaehollandiae (emu), 2699 nucleotides. Its product is annotated as beta-galactosidase-1-like protein 2. Bases 102 to 2072 code for a protein of 656 amino acids. Gene Ontology annotation, cellular component: vacuole. The transcript has 20 exons. Lineage: Eukaryota; Metazoa; Chordata; Aves; Casuariiformes; Dromaiidae. Gene Ontology annotation, molecular function: beta-galactosidase activity. Gene Ontology annotation, biological process: carbohydrate metabolic process. The record is from RefSeq and is a predicted model, not a curated record.
GCGGGCGGCGUUGGGGCCGGAGGCCGCGGUAACGGUGGGGCGGCGGCGGCGGUGUGGCCGGGGGCCGCGGCGGCGGCGGGCCGUGCGGGCGGCCGGCCGCCAUGUGGCUGUGCGGCGGGCGGCGGCAGCGCCGCCUCGGGGGCGUCGCGCUCCUCAUCUUCGUGCUGUGGCUGCUGCUGCGCAGGUAUUACCCUUGCCUGCUGCCGGUUGUUUCAGACACCUGUGAGAAUGCUGUGCUACACAGGUUCAACUGGAGUGAGCUGAUACCUUUGCGGUUAUGGGGGAGGACCCUAGGCUUGCAGACAGAAAACUCACGCUUCCUCCUGGAAGGCAUGCCCUUCCGCAUAUUUGGAGGCUCAGUGCACUAUUUCCGAGUCCCCAGGGAAUACUGGGAAGAUCGCAUGCUUAAGAUGAAAGCGUGUGGCUUAAACACUCUUACUACGUAUGUGCCAUGGAACCUUCAUGAACCAGCAAGAGGGAAGUUUGACUUCAGUCGAAACCUGGAUCUAGAGGCCUUCCUUUCACUGGCAGCUAAAAUUGGACUGUGGGUGAUUCUGCGUCCUGGACCUUAUAUCUGCUCUGAAUGGGACCUUGGUGGUCUGCCCAGCUGGCUAUUGCAAGACCCAGAGAUGCAACUGAGGACAACCUACAAGGGCUUCACAGAAGCUGUGGAUGCCUAUUUUGAUCAUCUAAUGCCUAUCGUAGUCCCUCUUCAGUACAAGAAAGGAGGUCCCAUCAUUGCAGUGCAAGUGGAGAAUGAAUAUGGUUCCUACGCCAAAGACCCAAACUACAUGACCUAUGUUAAAAUGGCUCUGUUAAGCAGAGGGAUUGUGGAACUGUUAAUGACCUCAGACAACAAGAAUGGGCUCUCAUUUGGCUUUGUGGAGGGAGCACUGGCCACUGUUAACUUUCAGAAACUGGAACCUGGGAUACUGAAAUAUCUGGACACAGUACAGAGAGAUCAGCCAAAGAUGGUAAUGGAGUACUGGACUGGAUGGUUUGAUAACUGGGGGGGCCCUCACUAUGUCUUUGAUGCAGAUGAAAUGGUGAAUACUGUAGCAAGCAUCCUCAAAAUAGGAGCAUCCAUCAAUCUCUAUAUGUUUCAUGGAGGGACCAACUUUGGCUUCAUGAGCGGUGCUUUGGAGGCUGAUGAAUACAAGUCAGACGUCACCAGUUAUGAUUACGAUGCUGUGCUGACAGAGGCUGGAGACUACACGUCCAAAUUUUUCAAGCUCCGACAGCUCUUCAGCAUGAUCAUUGGGCAGCCUCUGCCUCUCCCUCCCAUGAUUGAAAGUAAGGCAUCAUACGGUGCCAUCCUGUUGCAUCAAUAUAUCUCUCUCUGGGAUGUGUUACCAUCUCUUUUACAGCCCAUUAAAUCAGAGUUUCCAAUUAACAUGGAAAACCUGCAUCUAAACGAUAGCAGUGGGCAGUCCUAUGGAUAUGUGCUCUACGAGACUGUCAUAUUUGGUGGCGGACAUCUGCAUUCUAGGGACCAUAUUCGUGACCGAGCACAGGUGUUUGUUAACACCAUGUAUGUUGGUGAGCUGGAUUACAACACAGUGGAGCUCUCCCUUCCUGAAGGACAGGGAUUCAGGCAGUUAAGACUUUUGGUAGAGAACCGCGGUCGUGUCAAUUACGGCCUGGCUUUGAAUGAGCAGCGGAAAGGCUUAAUUGGUGACAUCUUCUUGAAUAAAACCCCCUUGAGGAACUUCAAGAUUUACAGUCUGGAGAUGAAACCUGGAUUCAUGAAAAGCCUGCGACAUGUUGCUGGAUGGAGUGCAGUCCCAGACUACUUUGUUGGUCCAGCUUUUUUUCGUGGAAGGCUGUGGAUAGAGCAUCAGCCACAGGACACUUUCUUGAAGCUACAGGGCUGGGAAAAAGGAGUUGUGUUUGUCAACAGUCAGAACUUAGGCCGCUACUGGAAAAUUGGACCUCAGGAAACACUCUACCUUCCUGCCCCCUGGUUAUGGAAAGGGAGCAAUGAGAUUAUCAUUUUUGAAGAGCGAACUGCAGGCCGGAUAAUACAGUCUGUCGACAUACCUUAUUUAGGAAGGACCCAGUAUGUGGACUGAUGAAAGCUUCUUUUCCAUGUUUGGUUCAUCUUGGAUAUUCAUGGUUGCAUGUCUGGGGACACAAUGGCCCAGGCACUUGGGCAUGUUAAUUUCCACUAGACCCAGGUAAAGGAUUUGCUCUUUGGCAAUAAGAUCAGAAAAGGGAGAACAGGCCCCCAGGGAAGCAGAGUCCGUUGUUUUGUUGAUGGAUGUGGAAGCUCAUCUCCCUGCGCUACAGAGGGCCCAGAGCCUGGAUGGCUGCGCAUGAUGUUACGGACAGCCUGGUGAAUGUGGGGGAGUAAAAGGGUGCUGGAGGCAGGAGAGAGAAAGAACUGAAGCCAUCUGAACUGAAGUCUGAGCCCAGCUUCCAGUGACUUUAAAAAUGUGUUACUACUGGCCUCCUCCUUUUUAUAAUUAGAAAGGGAGAAAAUAGUUGAUGAACACAUGAGCAGCCAGGUGUGGAAAACCAUUUUGUUGCGCUUCCAGGCAGAAUUAAACAGCUUGCUCUGCAAAGAGGCCAUUAUUUGUUUACUUGUUGGAAGCCAGGUUGGAUGUCAAAUGAGUUAACUUCAAGCUUUUUUCCACUGAGUUUUAAUAUGGAGGUUGUCUCUCUCUUUCUCAGAAAAAAAAAAAGUUCUAAAAAGUCAA